UAUGGCCAGCCCAAGGACCAGGAAAGUUCUCAAAGAAGUCCGAGUACAAGAUGAGAACAACGUUUGUUUUGAGUGUGGUGCGUUCAACCCUCAGUGGGUCAGCGUGACCUAUGGCAUCUGGAUCUGUCUGGAGUGCUCUGGGAAACACCGUGGGCUUGGGGUGCAUCUCAGCUUCGUGCGCUCUGUUACAAUGGACAAGUGGAAGGACGUCGAGCUCGAGAAGAUGAAGGCAGGUGGGAAUGCCAAGUUCCGCGAGUUCUUGGAGUCGCAGGAGGAUUAUGACCCGUGCUGGUCCCUGCAGGACAAGUACAGCAGCAAAGCCGCAGCACUCUUUAGGGACAAGGUGGCCGCUGUGGCUGAAGGCCGAGAAUGGUCUCUGGAGUCAUCGCCUGCCCAGAGCUGGACCCCACCUCAGCCCAAGAUUCUGGCGUCCACAGCCCACCGGCCCUCUGGCCAGCCACAGAAUGUGACCACCUCUGCUGACAAGGCUUUCGAAGACUGGCUGAAUGAUGACCUUAGCUCCUACCAAGGGGCCCAGGAGAACCGCUAUGUGGGGUUUGGGAACACGGUGCCACCUCAGAAGAGAGAAGAUGACUUCCUUAACAACGCCAUGUCAUCCCUGUACUCGGGCUGGAGCAGCUUCACCACCGGAGCGAGCAAGUUUGCCUCUGCAGCUAAGGAAGGCGCUACAAAGUUUGGAUCCCAAGCAAGUCAAAAGUUUUGGGGUUACAAGCAGCAGCCAGAGCCGGCUGCAGAGUUGGGCCACAGCCUGAGCGAGAACGUCCUCAAGCCUGCGCAGGAGAAGGGGAAGGAGGGAAGGAUUUUUGAGGUGUCCAGUGGGGUCUCUCACUUGGCGUCCAAGGGAGCUGGCAGUAAGGGAUGGCGGGACGUCACCACCUUCUUCUCUGGGAAAACAGAAGAGCCCUCGGACAGAUCGUUCGAGAGCCAGAGCUACCAGAAUAGCGGCAGGGAUAACUUCCAGAACAAUACCAUCGACCAGAGCUUCUGGGAGACCUUUGGGAAUGCCGAGCCCUCCAAGGCCAAGUCCCCGAGCAGCGACAGCUGGACCUGCGCAGAUGCCUCGACGGGGAGGAGAAGCUCGGACAGCUGGGAUGUGUGGGGCUCAGGCUCCGCGUCCAACAACAAGAAUAGCAACAGCGAUGGCUGGGAGAGCUGGGAGGCCGCCGGCGGGGAGGGCAGGGUCAAGGCCCCCAAGAAGGCUGCUCCAUCCACCGCUGUCGACGAGGGCUGGGACAACCAGAACUGGUAGUGCCCGUUGUGUCUGGCCCACCCCUGCGGGGUGGCUGUUGUGUUUGCACUCUGCCCGCAUCCAUUCCUCCUUCAUUUGACCCAAGCAAGAGAAGGGACUGCAGCACUAGGGCCUGUUGACUUGGGUUAAGCGCCUGCUGCAUGGGGGUUCUGAACACAGGAGCAGGGUCCCCAGCGGCCCUCUUGACUCAGUUCUUGGGAUGGGCUGCUGGAGUCUGCUGCCACUAGAGGCGACUGGGCCCAGGGCCCUUGGCAGCGCCACACGUCGGUUUCUGUUGAAAUGGGUUUUAAUCUUCAAGUGUCCAGCUAGCUGGGUCUCUUCUUUUUCAAGAUGCCUGCAGUCUUAAAGGUGGAAAUACUGGAAGCCGUACCAGAGCUCACACUGCCCUUGCACCCCUUCGCCCGGCUCAGCCUGUGGUCUGUGCUGUGAAACUCGCUGCCACGCGCGCUGGCUCUCCAGGCCCCAUCUG
Molecule: messenger RNA, 1739 nt
Organism: Octodon degus (degu)
Lineage: Eukaryota; Metazoa; Chordata; Mammalia; Rodentia; Octodontidae
Gene: Arfgap1
Product: ADP ribosylation factor GTPase activating protein 1
Biological process (GO): regulation of ARF protein signal transduction; regulation of endocytosis
Cellular component (GO): Golgi membrane
Molecular function (GO): GTPase activator activity
Source: RefSeq, a predicted model, not a curated record